Cyphomyrmex costatus is the source of this 2375-nucleotide messenger RNA. RefSeq names its product transferrin 1 (gene Tsf1). Gene Ontology annotation, biological process: iron ion transport. Bases 1 to 2049 code for a protein of 682 amino acids. NCBI's taxonomy places the organism in Eukaryota, Metazoa, Arthropoda, Insecta, Hymenoptera, Formicidae. The record is from RefSeq and is a predicted model, not a curated record. The transcript has 9 exons. Gene Ontology annotation, cellular component: extracellular region; recycling endosome; plasma membrane.
AUGUGCAUUCCGGAGAAAUAUUCAAAGGAAUGCGUGAAAAUGAUGGAAGAGUCGGCAAGCAAAGGUUUUCCAAUAUCAUGCAUUGCCGGACGUGAUCGAUAUGAUUGUAUCGAGAGAGUUGGUAGGAAGGAAGCAGAUAUUGUCGCUGUAGAUCCAGAGGACAUGUAUCUCGCAGCGAAAAAUAAAUUAGCUGAAAAGGCUGGAUACAAUAUCAUCGAACAGGUGAGAACGAAGGAAGAACCCGAUGCGAUAUAUCGUUACGAGGCGGUAGCCGUGAUACACAAGGACCUGGACAUUAACAACGUUCAGGGCUUGAAAGGUCUUAAGUCCUGCCACACUGGUGUGGGCCGUAAUGUCGGUUACAAAAUUCCCAUCACGAAGCUCACCGCGAUGGGCGUGUUGACUGACAUCAACAACCCGGAAUAUUCCGCUCGCGAGAAUGAACUUCGCGCUCUAAGCACACUCUUCGACAAAGGUUGCUUGGUGGGCACAUGGUCACCCGAUCCUGCCAUCAAUCAGAGACUCAAGGAGACGUACAACAAUAUGUGUGCUCUAUGCGAGAAACCAAACGUGUGCGAUUACCCGGAUAUAUACUCCGGAUACGAAGGAGCUCUACGUUGUCUGGCUCAUAACGGCGGCGACGUUGCCUGGACGAAAGUCAUCUAUGUGAAGCGUUUCUUCGGUCUCCCCGUCGGAGUUACUCCGGCAGUGCCGACAUCCGAAAAUCCGGCUGAUUUCCGGUACUUCUGCCCAGACGGCAGCAAAGUACCUAUCGACACAGAUACGAAACCAUGCACGUGGGCUGCUCGACCGUGGCAAGGAUACAUGACCAAUGGUGCUGAUGCCAACAACGCGGAAGCAAUUCAAAGAGAAUUGACACAGCUAGGUCAACUUGGCGAAAAUGAGAAGGCAAAUUGGUGGGAGGAUCUCCUGCUUCUCAACGAAAAAACUCUAGCUGUCGCCGCUCCGCCAGUAUCACCGGAAGAGCAUUUGCAAAGCGCAAAAUACAUGGACGUGAUCGAAAGAAAUUCCGGAGCACCGGAGAGGGACGCUCGCUGGUGUGUUUGGGACAAAAAUGCGCUGAACAAAUGUCGCAGCCUCGCUAGAGCCGCUUUCUCCAGAGACGCCAGACCCAGAUUUGAUUGCAUACUAGAAAAAGACGAGACUGCUUGCUUGAAAGCUGUUAGAGAUAAUGGAGCGGAUAUCACAGUAAUCGACGGCGGAUCAGUAAAACGCGCAAUUAAUGAAUACAACGCGAAACCAAUCGUUGCUGAGACAUAUGGUCAGGGAUCUACGAAAUUCAGCGAACGACCAGCACUUGCUGUUAUCAAGAGCGGCUCCUCCAUAAAUGGAUUGGGCGAUUUUAAAAACAAGCUAUCUUGUCACAGCGGUUACGUGGGUGAUUUUGCUGGUUACUACGCACCAGCUUUUACACUCAAACUUAACAGCCUUAUUAAAGAACCUAGCGAAAUUGAUACCUUCUUCUCUAAAUCCUGUGCACCUGGUGCACCUCUCGAUUCAAAAUCCUGUCAACUGUGUGUUGGUAUCAAUACUGGUGACGAUCAAACGAAGGAAGCAACGAAAUGCAAACCUACAAAUGCUGAAUAUUAUAACGGCGGGAAAGGAGCACUCAGAUGUUUGAAGGAUGGCAAGGGUGACGUUGCGUUUCUACCUUUAACGGCUUUGCAGCAACUCGAUAACGAAAAGGAUGCCGCUGGAAAACUCGAAGAUUACGUCUUAGUUUGUCCAAAUGGCGGUCAAGCACCAAUCAACGAAUGGGAACGUUGUAAUUUAGGUUUGGAGCCACCAAGAAUAAUUGUUAGCUCUGCCGGGAAAAGCCCGAACGCCCUCGAAGAAUUAAAACAUGGCAUUUUGGCUGCGAGUACAUUGUACUCUAAAAAUCCGGAUCUGUUACACCUCUUUGGUGCCUGGGGUGACAAGCCCAACGUAUUAUUCAAGGAUGACGUGAAGGAAUUAAUAUCCAUUGAUAGCACAUGGGACAAAUGGAAUUCUUGGGCAGAUAUUCAACGGGACUACGGCUCUCAUUAAAACUUGACGAUUAAGAAUUGAACACUACUUGAUAGCUUUUCAUUUUAGUAUAUGUGAUAUUGCUACUGUGUUGCUAUUGCUGCAAAAUCAUUAUUAAAUCAUAUAUCAAUAACUCGAGAGGACUGUUAAAUAAAUAAAAUACUGUCGAUAACCUCGCUUAUGUUUAUGCACUGAUAAGUAGCAUAUUACCCUGAUAGGGAUUACUCAUUUCAGUGUCACGAUCAAUUUUUUAAGGAGUAAUGCUGAGAGUGGAGACUUGAAUCAAAUGCUUGCUUCUUUAAAUUUUUAAUAAUAAAAAUAUAUAUUUUCCGAGCAUAUACAUUAUA